Molecule: messenger RNA, 2927 nt
Organism: Panicum hallii
Lineage: Eukaryota; Viridiplantae; Streptophyta; Magnoliopsida; Poales; Poaceae
Product: WEB family protein At5g16730, chloroplastic-like
Exons: 3
Coding region: 297-2609 (770 amino acids)
Biological process (GO): reciprocal meiotic recombination
Source: RefSeq, a predicted model, not a curated record
UCUCUCUCUCUCUCCAAAAUAAAAACCUGCGAGGAAAAUGUGAAGACCCCAGCGGCAGCAGCAACCCACUGGGAUACUGAUCGGCGCCGGUGUCUUGUAGCCCCGCGCCGCGAGCCCCCCACUCCGUCCAUCUUCUUCAACUAGUGGCAGAGCGGCCGCAACCGCUCACCCACCACUCCUUCCCCCUCAAUUUCUCGCAUUCAUAGCGCCUCUCCCCCCGUCCGUUGGAGAGCGACGCACCAAGCGGCAGGAGGAGACGGAGCAGCACCAGCACAGGCAGCGGCAGCGGCGCAGCAAUGCAGGGCUCCAAGACCAAAUCUGGCUCGGCCGAGGCGAAGAGCAACGGCAAGCCGGAGAAGGAGAAGAAGGGCGGCGCCGGCACGCCGCCGACGCCCAAGGACAGCAAGCCCCGCAAGCCGGCCGUGCCCAAGGCGAGCGCCGCCCAUGGCACGCCGCGCGCAGCUGACAAGUCCCCCGGGUCGGCCGACCGCAAGGCGCCCACGCCCAAGGCCUCUUCCCGGCUCGCCACGCCUCCAGAGAAGCAAGGGAAGCCCGCGAAGCCCGCGCAGGAGCAGCAGGCCGUGAAGUCUCCUCAGGAGCUGCAGGGGCAGCUUGCCGCGGUUCAGGAGGAGCUCGUGAAGGCCAAGGAGCAGUUGGUGGAGAAGGAGAAGGAGAAGGGGAAAGUCCUCGAGGAGCUGGAGCGUGCCAAGAAGGUGGCUGAUGAGGCCAAUGCCAAGCUGCAGGAGGCGCUGGAUGCGCAGAGGAAGGCCGCGGAGGCAUCGGAGGCUGAGAAAUUCCCUGCUGGCCAGUCAGAGCAGACGAGCAUCGAGUCUGUGCAGAGGAAGCUGGGGAGCAUGCAGAGCCAGCAGGAAGCUGAUGCUGCCGCGCUGCGGUCGACGGUAGAGCAGCUUGAGAAGGCUAGGUAUGAGCUGGCCGAUGCAAUCGAUGCCAAGAACGAAGCGCUCAGCCAGGUAGAUGAUGCCAUUAGGGCCUCUGCGGCGAAGGCUGAGGAAGUUGAGCUCCUCACUGCAGAGGUUAAGCGCCUCAAAGAGCUGGUUGAUUCCAAGCUGGAUGGCAAGGCAAAGAAGACUGCCAAUAGGAUUCAGAAGCUUGAAACAGAGAACUCUGCAUUAAAGCUUGAGCUUGAGAAAGCAAAGCCUGCUGAAGAGAAAGCGGUUCAAUUGGAGCGUGUGGUUGAAGAACUUAAGAUUGACAUUGCUGAUGCUAAGAAGGCAGGCUCAAAGUCAGGCGAAUUAGCUGAUGAAUGGCAGAAGAAGGCACAGCUGCUCGAGGUCAGGUUGGAAGAAGCCGAUCAGUCUAACAUUUUGAAGGGCGAGUCUUUGAAUUCAGCUAUGGAAGAACUGGAUGCAGCAAGUAGUAUGCUCCGUGAGAAAGAAUCCAAAGUUGCUGCUCUUCAGGACAAGGUCAGGUUCUUGGAGGAUGAGGUUACUAGACAGAAGGGGGAUAUUGAUGAUUCGGGCAAACGGCUAACUGCUGCAGAGAAAGAGGCAGCUGAUUUAUGGGCGGAGGUCGAAGCACUUAGAUUGAAGCUCCGUGCAACGGAAGAAGAGAAAAUGGAUGCUCUGAACAGUGAUAAAAAUGCUAGUUCAGAAAUAGAGACCCUGACUGAACAGAAGAACCAGCUGGCUGAGGAGCUUGAAGCUAGCAAAGAUGAAGUUGAGAAGGUUAAGAAGGCAAUGGAAGGUCUGGCCUCGGCCUUACAGGAAAUGUCAGCUGAAUCUAGAGAAGCGCAGGAGAAGUACCUUCUCAAACAAGAUGAGAUUGAGCGUGCUCAAGCACAAGUAGAGGAACUUAACAUGAGUCUGAAGAAUACAAAGGAGAAUUAUGAGGUAAUGCUUGAUGAAGCAAACUAUGAGAAGGUUUGCCUUACAAAGUCAAUUGAAAGACUAGAAGCAGAAGCUAAGAAUGCGCACGAGGAAUGGCAGUCCAAGGAGCUAAGUUUUGUCAAUUCUAUUAAGAAUGCAGAAGAAGAAAUAGUCGCUAUCAGGGUUCAGAUGGAUAGGACCAUGGAGGAGGUUAAGGACAAGGAAAAUGAAAAUGCUGAGUUGCUGGAGAAGAUGCAGCACCUUGAAGCUCAGCUAACAGAAGCUAACAGAAUCAAAGAGGAAGCCAAGGCUGAAACUAUCCAAUGGAAGGAGAAGCUAUUAGACAAAGAGAAUGAGCUGCAGAACAUAAAACAGGAGAAUGAUGAUUUACAGGCAAAGGAAUCAGCUUCGUCUGAGAAGAUUAAGGAGCUCUCUUCCCAGCUUGCUAAUGCAAAAGAUGGCACAAUAAAUGGUAGCACCAAGGAAGAAGAUAAUGAGAAGGGGGGCAGUGAAGAGGACGAUGAACCUGUUGUAGUAGUUGCGAAAAUGUGGGAAAACAGCAAGUACACUGACUAUGACUCGUCUAAGGAGAAGGAGAAUGACGGCGACUCACAAAUUGAUUUGGAAUCAAACAAGGGAGAUGCAGCUCUUGACAGCAACGGGCUGCACUCGACGAAGGAGAACAGUGGCAGCACAUCACCAACCAAGCAGCAGCAACAGCAAAAGAAGAAGCCUUUGCUGAAGAGAUUUGGUGGUUUGCUGAAGAAGAAAAGCGAAAAUUAGCAUAAAACCAUUUCAUGAUAUUCUUUGUUCUAUGCUAUGUGACACUAGCCAUCUAGUUUCUAUCUCCCACCAUGAUAUAGUAAAGCAAAUGAUGGUUCAAAGGAUACAAAAUGUCGUUUGUAUUUACAACCCCUGAGUUCAUGUCUUACAUUUUGUAUUAUUGAGAUCAUUCGUUUUCUAGCUCUUGUAAUUGUUCAUAUAUGCUCUGUUAAUGUAGCUGCCUAUGGCAACAGAAUGCUUUAUGAAAAUGGUGACCACCAUGUUCCUGAGCUGACAUCACAGAGUGAUGAUAGUUACGGGUCAUGAUGGAUUAUUGGA